AUGCCGACCUCACUCCCAGAUCCCGUCUUGGCGCUGUCCAUGGACAAUGUGCUCAAGAUGAACGAUCUCAAUCUGGAUCAACUCGCCAACCUUUGGAACGUCUUCACCAAAUGCGCAGAAUCCCUCGAGUCCGGUCGACGUCUCGAGAACCUCUCCUGGCGUCUGUGGUUCCGCGAGGCGCAUAUUCUCCCACCAGAAACCUCGCUCUCAGAUCUCACCGACUUUACUCCGCUCGACACUCCGCUCAUCAGCCGUGCCAACAGCAUCACGGGUAGCUACAAGCCUGUGCGCCUCUCGUCCACUACAACUGCUGCUGCUACUGCUGCUGCAGCUCAUUCGAGCAGCGCCCUCUCGGAUCCUGAAGAUGGCAAUAGCUCCGACUACUCUACCGACAGCGAAAGCGACGUGGCCUCCUCCAGCACCGCACCGGCCCCAUCAGCGCCCGUAUCCUCUCCCGUAAGGAGACGAGUCAGACUGGAUCGAAACAGCAGGCCGUCCACGCCAGUCUCAUCGAGCGCGGCCUCCGUCGGUCCUUCUACAGCUUCUGCCAAGUCUCCGCGUGCGGUUCCAUCCCAGAAGCUCGCAGAGAGCAUCGCAGAGCGCACCAGUCGUGCUAUGACCGCAGCCUCGCGCCGAGCCAACCUUGCUGAGAUCGACGCUGACGGAUCCAAGCGUAAGCGCGGCAUCUCAUCCUCUUCCGCUUUUGGAAGCAAGGCUCGCGUCAAGCAGCGCAACCAGGAGGGGGCAUCACGUCGUCGUCCGCUUAGCUUCCAAGCAGCACUCGAGAGCCUCGUUCUCACCAGUCGUGCCGACAACUUUGCUUCGCUUCGUGGCAAGCAGGGUAGCAUGCCUCAGCUCGAUGCACACAUGAAUGCGAGCACCGGUGCGUUGGAUGCUCCUCGUGGUCGCUACAGCCACAACAACCAGCCUGACGACGCCGAAAGCAACAGCGCCCCUGCUGAGCUGAGCCCAAUCAAGGGCUCGAGCAUCGCCCAGGCAGCUUUUUCGUCGCACCUGCGCAAUGCCCUCGAGCCGUCUACUGUCAACGUGUCAACUACUCCCGUCUCCCUUCAGACGUUCCGAGUUCCUGUAGACGAUGAACACUGCAAUGCACCCGAGACGCGCGGCCCUGUUUCGCCGACCAAGAUCCCAGUGGCUUUGGCGCCUACCAUUGGGGCCAUCUCCCGACAAGGAUCACAGACGAUGCUUUCUGAUGCAGCUAAUGUCAGCCACCUGCAAGCUGCGUCUGCGUCUGCAUCUGCAUUUGCCUCUACUCCUCGUCACACCGAGACAACGGAUGCUGAGGCGGUGGAAGCGUACUCUUCGUCGCAGCAGCUCAUGCCACCUCCUCGAGGCCUUCCUGAGCCGACUCCGGCCGCAUCUUCAUUGAAGCAACAAGCUCAGGCUAAGCGAGGAACACCUUCGCCAGUCCAGCCCGAAGCGGCACCUGUGCAGUCACAUGGUGACGCUCGCGCAUCGCUCGGCAUGAUGCGUUCCGACUCCGCUUCCAGUGCCUCGACACAGACGUCGAAUCGAUCAGCAGCCAGCGGUCCUGGUGUCCGCCGCACCAGCGAAGCCCGUAUCAGGACCAGAGGCUCUGCUGGAGGUCUUCAUGCCGGGCACCGAUCCAAGUCUUCGACGGGCCUGCAGCGCGCCGCCAAACACAGCAAGAGCUCGGACAGGAUUGGCGGCGCACCGGCUCGACCCGCGCCACGCCACAACCUGCUAUCCGGGUUGGCCAUGACGCGAGCCGCACCCGAACCCGCACCAGCCCCCACGCACGCCGUGGCACGCAAGCCUGUACCGCAAGAGCAUCCGGCCACUAAGGCACCUGCAACCACGGUCAGAAAGGCGCCGGUCAAAUUCACCAUGGGUGGUGACGAGACCGACUCAGAGGACUACGAAGACGAGAGCAGCGACGAUGCCGACGAAGUCAAGGCAGCGCCUGCUCCAGCCAAGUCCGAGGCUGCUACAGCACACACGUCGAAACAGGAUGCCGACAAGGUCGAGGUUGCCGACAACGACGACGAUGACGACGAGUGGGCUAGCGACAGCGAAGCGGAGGAGCAAGAGCGUCGAGCCCGCCAAGCUGCCGAGGCCGCGCAGCGCAAGCGACAAGAAGAAGAGCGACAUAAGAGCAUGUUCCAAAAGCAACCUAUCCGCUCCAAGUCGGCCGCCGAUCUUCGUCUGCUUGCCCCCGACGAGAACAGCAGCACCGAACCAAGCCUACCUGCCGAGCCUGUCCGUGGCCUGCUGAGUUCACUCUUCCACCCCGACGAGCAGCACUCUCCUCCUGGUCAAUUAGCAGGCCGACCUCAUGCCUCAGCCGCAGACCUGAGGACUAAACCUUCCAUGUCGUCGCGACGCGGGCUUUCCGAGGCAGCUGCUUCACCGCCAGCUGUGCGCCGCCCUCGCGCUCACCGUGGCAGCAACGACAGCACCAGCCAGGCGCCUCGCUCGUUGCGUGAAGGCGGAUUUGCGGGCCUGGCGGGGCUCAAGACGAGCAAGAGCGCCGUGGCUCUGCCCUUGCUCGACACGCAUAUAACACGCUCUUCGACCGGAGGCAAAGCCAAGCACGAGGAGCAGAGCGUCGCCGGCGAAAGCCACCACUCGGACGGCAGCGCAAGCAGUCCCGACUCGCCCGUCGCAGCUGCCUCGUUCGGCCGACCCGGUAGCAUGGCCUUGGCUCGUCUGCAUGCACUGACAAACAUGAAGGCGCACUCGAAGCGCAACUCGACCUCGAACGGCACCGCGAAUGAGCCAGCGCAGACGCAGCUGCAGCGUCCAAAGUCAACUGCUGACGUGCAGCUGGAUCGUGAAGCUUCGUCGCGUUCGCUGCGUCUCGAAGUGAGUCCGGACGAUCGCGACUUCGCGAUCCCUUCGCGCGCUUCCCUCACCAACCUGUCCAAGAGUCAGCCUCGUCAGUCGGCGCCCUCGCUGGCUUCGCGUCAUUCCGAUCAGCAGACACACUUGCGCGCCGUAGCGCAGCGAGACGCACUCGGCUCGGGCUCGCGUUCCAACAGCGAAGGCCUUCCCUCAGGUCACAGCUCGAUGCAACAGAGCGGAACCCGCAGCAGCAUGAAUGGACCCGUCUCGAUCUCGCGUCCUCGCUCGUCGCUCAACCUGCCCGAGGCAGCGGCUCCCCAGACGCCGCGCACAACACGUCGCAACAUGCUUCGCGACGAGCUCUCGGAGUCGCUCCGCCAGAACCUGCUGUGGGAGCGUCAAAGCCGCUCGAGGAUGAUGGGCCUGGGUGCUCCCAUGGCUCCCCUCAACCAAGCGCCGGUGCAGACUUCUGCGCCCGGUCAUCGCCGAGACAGUGUGCUCAAUGGCAACGCACUACGACCGCUGACCAGCACCGGCACGCCCAGGACCGAUUCGCGAAACGGAGGCGAACCCAAGCCGAAGCGAUACUCGGAAGAGUGGGGCAGCUUCCACCACAAGGGCUGGUGA
This is a messenger RNA of Sporisorium graminicola, 3453 nucleotides long. RefSeq lists its product as uncharacterized. NCBI's taxonomy places the organism in Eukaryota, Fungi, Basidiomycota, Ustilaginomycetes, Ustilaginales, Ustilaginaceae. Gene Ontology annotation, cellular component: cytoplasm. Bases 1 to 3453 code for a protein of 1150 amino acids. Gene Ontology annotation, biological process: negative regulation of transcription by RNA polymerase II; mitochondria-nucleus signaling pathway; regulation of nitrogen utilization. The record is from RefSeq and is a predicted model, not a curated record. The transcript has a single exon.